AGAGAUAAGAAUAUCAGAAAUGAUUGGCCAGAGAUCUCCGACCUCCUCCCUGGCAACCAUGUAAGAGACGAUUUCCAGAUGUGCAGAGACAGACGAAAGAAGACCGCGCCAGAGAUACACCGCUCCGAGAGGGGGCUACAAGACACCGCAGAGACAGAUCUGCUACGAAGAGAAACUGAACAAGAGACGAACCUGGAAACGAAGCCCGCCCAAGGGCAGAACAAGAGAACAAUUCAGAAGAAAAAGCUGUAAUUUACCAACAUAGAACUUUUCUGACGAAGCCCCACCAGAGAACAGACUGAAAACUCCACCCACAAAGAACUGGAGCCCGGCCUCUGAGGAGCAGAAUUGGAAUGGCAGCCCCAAGGACUUUCCUGAUCCUCCUUGUCACGGAGCUGACACUCAUCUCCUCAGAAAGGCUUUUCCACGCCCGGGAUCGCUCCGAUAUCCAGACAAGGCUGAGGGACAAAGCCGACUCCAUCCUUACAAGAGAAUAUGCUCAGAACUAUCUCUGGAAGUAUGGCUGGAUUGAACCCGUCCGCUGGGACUCUAUGCCAUUCCGUGGAGUCCCAGCAACCUCAGAGGAGAACGUUGCUCCUCCAGAUAUUUCCACCCUUCUGAGUGAAGGAGAGUCAUCUUCCCAGCCAGAGACUCCUCAAGGUCCAGAACCAACGCUAAACCCGAGAUUUAUUGGAGCACUAAAAAGAUUCCAGGAGGCCAAGGGGCUGAGAGUGACGGGGGAGCUGGAUGACGCCACUCGGGAGGCCAUGAACGCUCCCCGCUGUGGGGUUCCUGACCGCAAGGUCACAGAAGUAGAAAAAUUCGAUAGUGUCAAAAGACUCAACCGUGACCCGUCAAAGGAUGAGGCUGAAGACCCCCAUCCAACCACCACAGGGGCCACCAUCUCUACAAAGCAACUUACGAGGCAAGUUCCUCCACAGGAAGAAAACAACUUGGACCUUCGACUGUCACAGCACGUCAGGAAAAAGCGGAGCCACCUCUUGAAAGCUGGGAAAAAAAGGGGGGCCUUUUCCAAGCCAACCAUUAAGUGGAGGCUUCUGGGUGAAGGCUACAGCGUGUGGCUAACGAUCGACCAACAACGUUCCAUAUUAAUGCGAGCGUUCCGAAUCUGGAGCGAGGUGGUUCCCCUCAACUUCGAAGAAGACCUCACCUCUCCGGCCCAUCUUAUCGACAUCAAGUUGGGUUUUGGGACUCGCCGCCAUCUUGGCUGCUCUCAGCUCUUUGAUGGGAUGGGCAGGGAGUUCGCUCACGCCUGGCAACUCGGUGACAUUCAUUUUAAUGAUGAUGAACAUUUUGUGCCCCCGAACAGUGAGCAGGGGAUCAGUCUCCUGAAGGUGGCGGUACACGAGAUUGGACAUGUCCUGGGCCUCAGUCACAUGAACGAGGUGAUGUCAGUCAUGCAGCCAAGCUACAUUCCAGCCAAUAGUAAGAUGGAGCUGGACAUGGCUGAUCGCCGGGCCAUUCAGAAGAUUUAUGGUCGCUGUUCGGGUCGGUUCAGCGCGGUAUUUGAUUGGGUGCGCAAAGAUGACGUUGUUCCGGGCAGUUGGGUUUUCCAGACAUUUUUCUUCAGGAAAGGCUGGUACUGGAUGUAUGAAAACCGCAGUAACCGGACCCGGUACAGAGACCCCCGGAAACUGGCCACUGGCUGGAAUGGGAUCCCCUCUUCCGACAUUGAUGCCUUCGUUCAUAUCUGGGCUCGGGACAAAGACCUGACCCUCUUUUUUAAAGGUACUCAAUACUGGCGUUAUGACAAUGAGAACGAUCGGGCUUAUAAACAGGACCCUGAGGGAAUAACUUACCCCCGACUCAUCUCCGAAGGCUUCCCCGGCAUCACCGGUCCCAUUGACACAGCAUUUUAUGACCGCAGGGAUAGAAAUGUCUAUUUCUUCCGAGGUAGAAAUGUGACCGCUUUCAGUGUGGCCAGUCAGAAGGUCGUCCCCGGCUACCCCAAGGCCAUCACCGACGUCUUCCCUCCAUGCACCCCUGGAGACCACCCCCUGAGUGACCUGGACGCCGUGUACUUCUCCUUCGCCCACCAGACCAUAUUCUUCAUCAAGGACUCCUAUGUGUGGAGGCUGGCCAGGAGCAAAGACAACCCGGACCUUCCCCAUAAUGCAUUGCUUCCACGACUCCCAGUCAACGAGCAGUGGCUGGAUAUCUGUGAUGUUCAUCCCUCGAUGCUUACAGUCCAAAGAAGAUGAACUCUGACUAACGGACCAAUAAUAUGGAGCCAACACAAGAUUCUGAGGGCCCCUGUUUACCAAAUACUGAGCCAACACAAGAUUCUGAGGGCCCGUGUUCACCAAAUACUGAGCCAACACAAGAUUCUGAGGGCCCCUGAUCACCAAAUACUGAGCCAACACAAGAUUCAGGGGGCCCCUGUUCUCCACAAUACUACUGAGCCAACACAAGAUUCUGAGGGCCCCUGUUAACCAAAUACUGAGCCUACACAAGAUUCAGGGGGCCCCUGUUCUCCACAAUACUACUGAGCCAACACAAGAUUCUGAGGGCCCCUGUUCACCAAAUACUGAGCCUACACAAGAUUCAGGGGGCCCCUGUUCUCCACAAUACUACUGAGCCAACACAAGAUUCUGAGGGCCCCUGUUCACCAAAUACUGAGCCUACACAAGAUUCAGGGGGCCCCUGUUCUCCACAAUACUACUGAGCCAACACAAGAUUCUGAGGGCCCCUGUUCCCCACAAUACUACUGAGCCAACACAAGAUUCUGAGGGCCCCUUUCUCCAUACAAAGGUCACAAUGACACCACAGACUGAGCCAAGGGUUCUAUCUGUAGAUGGCGCUUUAUGUGGAUUACAAUAUUUUGUCUUCCAGAGAAUGACUAAAGAUACCAACAGUCUUGGUGCCGGGCUGUUAUAACCCCGGACACCCUGGGGGGGGGGGGGGGGGGUCUGCAGGCUGAAAUAAUGGCCACUCUUCUUCCAUGCCCACCUAUCCUCUCAUUCCAUCCCCUCCCCCAUUAGCACUUUAUAAUGUCUGAUGAGAUUCAGUAGCAUAGAAACCCACCAGACAUCUGAUGUUGGGUGCAGCUUCUAGCAUCUGGUGGGAAGCCUCCAGUAUAUAUCCUGGCAAUCGCAAGAACUGGGGCAAAGUUAUGGACAUGCUGUACUUCUGUAGAUGUUAGAGGGCCCAGCCAGUCGUUGGGUCCUCCAGAGGUAGCAGCCAGAGGCGGCGCUUUAAUUAGGCAAAUUAGGCGGUCGCCUAAGUCCUCGCACUCACAGGGGCCUCACGACUGCCUAAUUUGCCUGACUGAGGAAGGGGAGAGCACAGCAUCGGGAAGAAUGAUGGCACUGCCUGCGGAUGUGCGGGACCAAUCUCCUCAUGCAAGGACUCGACACUAAAAAUUUAAUAUUUUUUCCCAUUAUGGGCGUCAGUGGGGCCUCAUGACUAAGUCUUGCUUAAGGCCUCACAAAGCCUAGCGCCGCCUCUGGUAGCAGCAGCAAACCUGAGAUCUGCCCCAGGCUGAGGAGCUCCACCAUGAACUGCCACAUCCACUGUUUUGGCAGGACUAUGUAUACAAGAAGAGCGCCCCUAGUGGCCCCUUACUGAUCUCAUCCUAGACGUGGGCCCCUGCGUGAAAUAAUCAGCAUGGCGAGCUCUAGAUAUGUAAUACCUGAAUACGACGUUCCUUCAUUUUAGGAAAAUCUCAGACAGACAAGGCAAUGUUUUACUGCUGCAAUAAAUUAUCAUAUUAAUAA
Rana temporaria (common frog) is the source of this 3737-nucleotide messenger RNA. RefSeq names its product matrix metalloproteinase-21-like. The coding region runs from base 354 to 2222 and encodes 622 amino acids. The transcript has 9 exons. The record is from RefSeq and is a predicted model, not a curated record. Gene Ontology annotation, molecular function: metalloendopeptidase activity; zinc ion binding. Gene Ontology annotation, cellular component: extracellular matrix. Lineage: Eukaryota; Metazoa; Chordata; Amphibia; Anura; Ranidae. Gene Ontology annotation, biological process: collagen catabolic process; extracellular matrix organization; proteolysis.